UCUUUCCUCUAGAGAAAUAGAAAACUACAAGACUUCUACCCCUCCUAUUUGUCUCUCCGGGACCCCGUUCUCCCUCCUUCCUCUUAUUCAAAUCCCUCCACCAUCGCCUUCGUUCCCACCGCACCUGUCCACCCCCGCUCCAUGUCUCUCUGAGAUGCCCAGUUGUUGUUAAUGGUGAUGUUGGUGUAGAAUUUGUUUCACUGCUUGUGAUGUUUCCCACUGGGAGAAGAGUACAGGAAGGCAGUGAGAGUGUGGAGACAAUUGGAAGGAAGAACAUGGUCAAGGCUUCGCCAUGUCUUGUGGUCCUUAUUUUUCUGGGGUUUUUCUUGGCAACUUACAACCUUGUGGCAAUGGUCAUCCACAACCAGAGAGGGGAAUCAUCCAGAGAUUUAAUUCAAAAGAGAUCCCAGGAUCCUGUCGUUCCGAUGCCCGACAAGUUGAAGGAAUCGGCGGUACCCAAGCGGCCAUUCCAUGUGGCUGUCACAGCGAUGGAUGACCCUUACAGCAAGUGGCAGUGCCGGAUAAUGUACUACUGGUACAAGAAGAUGAAGGACAUGGAGGGGUCAGAGAUGGGAGGGUUCACAAGGGUGUUGCAUUCAGGAAGAGCUGAUGAUCUGAUGGAGGAGAUCCCUACUUUUGUUGCCAAUCCCCUCCCGGCCCAUGCGGAUCGGGGUUACAUUGUCUUGAACAGGCCUUGGGCUUUUGUUCAAUGGUUGGAAAAAGCAAAGAUUGAGGAAGAGUAUAUACUAAUGGCUGAACCUGAUCACAUCUUUGUGAAACCUUUGCCAAACUUGUCUCGUGGAAACUACCCAGCGGCAUUCUCAUUCUUCUACAUUAGACCAUCGAAAAAUGAAAGGAUAAUAAGGAAGUUCUAUCCAGAAGAAAAGGGUCCAGUGCUACAUGUUGACCCAAUCGGCAAUUCUCCUGUAAUUAUUAAAAAGUCUCUGCUGGAGCAAAUUGCUCCCACUUGGAUGAAUGUCUCUAUAAAUAUGAAAGACGAUCCGGAGGCAGACAAUACUUUUGGAUGGGUUUUAGAGAUGUAUGGAUAUGCUGUUGCCAGUGCAUUGCAUGGAGUGCAACAUAUUCUACGUAAAGAUUUUAUGAUACAGCCUCCUUUUGACUUAAUGGUGGGAAAGGCAUACAUCAUCCACUAUACUUAUGGAUGCGACUAUACAUUAAAGGGUGAACUAACUUAUGGAACAGUUGGGGAAUGGCGAUUUGAUAAAAGAGCAUAUCUUCAUGGCCCACCACCAAGAAACCUUUCCUUACCCCCCCCAGGAGUUCCUGAAAGUGUGGUUACACUGGUACAGAAGGUGAAUGAGGCUACAGCUAACAUUCCUGGGUGGGAUAGUGGAAGGUAGCGGUAAUCUGAGAGAUGUGUAGUUUUGGGAAGCAGCAGUUUUGACAGAUUAGAUCAAAUAGAGAAGCAUUAAAAGAGAUUACAUGCAGAUUACAGGUUAAAUGUUUUGUUCACAGAAGAUGAAAGUGAGAAUUUGAAUCUUCCAUCCAUUGUUUCAAAAUAAGGAACUUUCUUAUCAAAUAAAGAG
Molecule: messenger RNA, 1547 nt
Organism: Elaeis guineensis (African oil palm)
Lineage: Eukaryota; Viridiplantae; Streptophyta; Magnoliopsida; Arecales; Arecaceae
Product: hydroxyproline O-arabinosyltransferase NOD3-like
Molecular function (GO): glycosyltransferase activity
Source: RefSeq, a predicted model, not a curated record